CACAGCCUUGUUGCCCUCGCUGCAUCACAAUCACCACUUUGGCAGUGCAGUGGGGGUACAGUUGGGGAGACGGGGCUGGCAAAAAUGCAGGCAAGACCAGCAGGGCGGGCUGGGGGUUGGACGUGGAGCAGUAAGAUGUCUUGGGCUGGCCCUCCUGCUUGGCUCUCUCUUCCCGCCCUCAGGCGAUGUUGCGAUGCACAGGAAAUUUGAAAUAUGCACUCAUCUUAGCUAAGGGCCCUUUCACAUUUCCUCUUGUCCUGCCACUUUCCCCAAGGGAAACCUGCUGUUUACUGCUGAAUUGUAACAAACUUCAAAGAAUUGACAUUUGUUCCGAUUCAGUGGUAAAAAACGGUAUCCCCGGGAGAAGCGGUAGGACAAAUGAAAAACUGUUUAGACCCAUGCCUAGAACAUUCUUGGUAUAAGAAGUAUAUAACCUCAUUUUCCGUACUCUUUUUGUUUACCUGGGCACUGAAAUAAAUGCUAAAACUCAGUCCCACUGAGUUCUGAAUCCAUUUGUAGGUGUUUUCACAUGUCAUGCUCAAAAUCUACAUUGGUUAAUUUGCUUUCUAAAACAUAAAUAAGAUGCAGUGUGUCUUCUGAAUUCUACAGUUAUAAAGGCAAAUUUAAGCCUCAUGUCACGUGCAAAAACACUACAAAGGUACCUUGGUUCUCAAACUUAAUCCGUUCCAGAAGUCUGUUCCAAAACCAAGGCGCGCUUUCCUAUAGAAAGUAAUGCAAAAUGGAUUAAUCCGUUCCAGACUUUUAAAAACAACCCUAAAACAGCAAUUUAACAUGAAUUUUACUAUCUAACGAGACCAUUGAUCUAUAAAAUGAAAGCAAUAAACAAUGUACUGCAGUUAAUCAGUAGCUGAACUGGGUUCCAUACAGUCACAAAAACCAAAAAUGAGCAGCAAAAACAAAACGCAAAAUAAAUAGCAAAAACAGACAGACCUCAGUGUAACUCUCAAAAUGGAAGUAUGGCACUCAAAUCGUCAGUAUAACACUCUAAACGGAGCAUGUUCGCUUCUGGAAAAAGUUCGCAAACCAAGGCAUUUGAGAACCAAGGUACCACUGUACUCUAUGCACAGCGUGAAGUUCUAUACUUGCUCCUGUAUUGCCAGAUGGAACCAGCUAGCUCGAGACAAUCUGCUGUCCGGGACCUCUUACUGUUUGAUUUUAUUCAGUUUGUAACAAUUUAUUAAUGAAUCAAAAGGUAUGCAUUCUUUUCUCUGUACAGGCAAGGACCAAUUUAGGUGCGUCCGAAUGAUACACAAUCAUGCACAUGCGCAUAGCACUGAACUUGGAAAUAGCCCCAAAAUGUUGUAAAGAUGACAUGAAAAUGGGCAGAACAGACUUAGGCUCUGCUGACGCAUGUGAGGGUCUGGAACAGAAACCCCACACAAAACAAGUAUUGCCUGUAUUGUACAGUGACUUCAUGUGAAAGGAAAUUUGAAGAAAGAGGGAGAUCUGGCAAAGUGAAAAAUCUGAUGGGUCUAAUGCACAGAAUCAUAGAAUUGUGGAGUUGGAAGAUAUCCUUAAGGGUCAUCUAGUCCAACCCCUUGCAGUGCAGGAAUCUUAUGUCUAAUACUGGGUUUGAACCCAUGACCCUUGAGAUUAAGAGUCUCAUGCUCUUCCGACUGAGCUAUCUCAAUAUCCAAUUUCUGUUUGGGCUUUCCUUGAGGCUUGCCUAGAUUAAGGUACUUUUAAGUGAUGGUUGGGAAAUGCUUGGUUUGACACCCUCAUUUGAUUUGAUAGUAUCAAGAACAGCCUCGCCCAACUGGAUUUUUUCUUUCAGUUGACCAAACCUCAUAUGAACCAGGUUCGUGCCUGAGUUUGUUUAGGUCACAGACAAUGCAAACAGCUACAGAGUAACCUGAGCUUAACAGAGUUAUUCAUAGGAGCAUGUUAGCAACGCACAGGGCUGGGCUUAGUGACUUUGUAUGGGGAAAGCCAGCAACCACUGAGAAAAUGCUGCUGUUGUUCAAGCAGAGCAAUAUCUUAGUAACCAUACUGUGCACACUGCAAGAGACACUGUGUAUUUGAAAGGAUUCUCUUUUCCUUUGUAAUUUGGGACUGAAAUUAUCACAGAAACUUUAUGGAAAAUUUCGACAAAGAGCCUGGAGGAAGAAAGAAGCAACACGCAUUAAAAAAGCAAACUACUGUCCUUUGUGAUUUGAAGAGCCUGUUGCCCUGAAAUUUUGUCAGGAUGACAGACUCGGAGGUGGCUGAUCACAUGACUCGACUCAAACUCAAACUCCUUGAGAAGAAACUAGAAAAUGAACGUGAAAACAUUGAUGAUUUGGAAUCUUCCUUUUCUGCAGCAAGAGAUGGCAGACUCUUUCCAACUGUUUUUGCAGGGAAUUAUGGCAGCCAUGGCAAUGCAGUGCAAAGUGCAUUGAGACGAAGAAAGGAUCUUCUGCAGCAGCUCAGGGAGCAAAAUGUUCUGGAAGAAUUGUCAUUACCACGUGGCUUGCCAAGACUCCAGAGGAAGCACUUCAGACCAGAACCAGAACAUUUCUACCAAAUUCCUCCUCCUCUUCCUCCUCCUCCUCCACCUGAACAGCCAAGGAUUAUCCAGCAGACAUUGCCUCAGCAGCCAGCAACCAUUAUUCAGCAAAUUCCUCAGCAUCCACCGCUCAUUACACAGAUUCCAUCUCCGCAGCCUUGCCCAGGCCCUCGCUCUGGCAGUAUUAAGGAAGAUAUGGUGGAAAUGAUGCUAAUGCAAAAUGCACAGAUGCAUCAGAUUAUUAUGCAGAACAUGAUGUUGAAAUCUCUGCCACCACCUGCUUAUUCAGCAGCUGGUGGGCAUGGAGUUCCUGUGCUUCACCCGGGACAACAGCUGACUGCUCCGCUUCUAGUAAGAACAGAGAAGUCACGACCCCCAACAGUGCAUCAUCACCACUACACACCUCCAGGGAUGCCAGCCAUCCCAUCUCAGCUUGGCUUUUCCAUGGGCCCUUCUGUGAUACAACCUGGCCUUGGCACACCACUGGGAGGAUUCCCAUCUGAUUUACGUCACCUGCCCAUCCCAACAUCUGCAGCGUAUGUUGUACCUACCAAUGGACUGCUUGGAUUACCCCCGGGUUUGUAGACUUCUACAGUGCCUGACUAGCAAAGCAUGAAAUGAGAUUAAGAGUGCGGUGAACCCCUUCUUGGAAGGCAAGCGGACAACAAUCUUGUGACCUGAAAUAAGGAAGGAAUGCAGUAAAUGAAGAUUACAUUGGGCAAUGUCUGCUUAAGGGAAGAGUUGUAUCCAUUUAUAGUUUGCUUCAAUAAAGUUUUAGCAUCUUU
This is a messenger RNA of Podarcis raffonei (Aeolian wall lizard), 3291 nucleotides long. It is a transcript of the gene C1H21orf58, whose product is annotated as chromosome 1 C21orf58 homolog. Bases 2207 to 3091 code for a protein of 294 amino acids. The transcript is spliced from 9 exons. NCBI's taxonomy places the organism in Eukaryota, Metazoa, Chordata, Lepidosauria, Squamata, Lacertidae. The record is from RefSeq and is a predicted model, not a curated record.